Drosophila teissieri is the source of this 1680-nucleotide messenger RNA. It is a transcript of the gene Atg101, whose product is annotated as autophagy-related protein 101. NCBI's taxonomy places the organism in Eukaryota, Metazoa, Arthropoda, Insecta, Diptera, Drosophilidae. Gene Ontology annotation, cellular component: phagophore assembly site. Gene Ontology annotation, biological process: autophagy; autophagosome assembly. The coding region runs from base 399 to 1055 and encodes 218 amino acids. The transcript has a single exon. The record is from RefSeq and is a predicted model, not a curated record.
CAACUUAAACAUACAAACACUUAAGUAAUAGAUUUAGCUGUUAAGAGGCGCGCCGAUCCAUCGCAAUCCGAAUCGUUCAAAGGCAUUUUCGAAAAGAAAGCCCAGCAAAAGUAACUUAGAAGCAAAGGGAACAGAGCAGUAUAGGAAAAUAGGAUACUAUUAUUUAAGCUAUAAAACUAUGUACAUUUAAUGAGAAAGGUUAUUCAACUGUGAACAUUACUGUGAGCCAGUAAACAAAAUCAGAGAACAAAGAUCAGACUUCAGAGGCAUAACAUAGCAGGCAGACGAUAGUAAGGGAACAAGGGGAACCAAAGUCACAAUACCGACGUAACACUGUAUAUAGGCAACACACAAACCCAAUCUUAAGCUCUCAAGCUCAAGCCGCAGAAGUUAUCGCGAUGAACGCGCGUUCGCAGGUCUUUGAUCUGACCAUGGAGGGUCGUCAGGUGGACGAGGCGGUGGCUACCAUCUUUCACACCGUCCUAUUCCACCGCUGCCUGGGCAAGUACAUGUACACGGGCGACGCCCAGUACUCGAUUGGCACGGUCGGCUACACGGACGUCGAUUGCAACUUUAUCGACUUCACCUACGUGUGCUGCACCUCGGACAGCUUGACGCACAAGGUGAAGCGGGCCAUCAACUCGUUCAGCGAGAAACUGCGCUCCAACGAGAGCUGCGGCUCCGGCCAGAUCAGCCUGGAGUUCUUCCAGAAAAAGAAGAACCGCUGGCCCUUCCCGCAGGAGUCGAUACCGUGGGAGGUGUGGACGGUGCACCUGGAUCUGAUCAAGCACGAAAACGAGGAUGAGAGGCAGCUAUGCCGCGAGAAUGUCUCCGAUCUCCUUACCGAAAAGGUCAUAUACAUCACCGAGCUGAUGAAUCGGCACGACUACGUGCCCAAGACGCCCAGCCAGAGUGAACUGGACCUGAUCUUCGACACAUCCUUUCCGGACGUGCAGCCGUAUUUGUUUAAGUUUGACUACUCCACCUCGGGCUCGGCUGCUCCCUCCAUGGGCAACGCCAUGAAGAAGAUCAUCAAAGAGACGCUCGCAAUGUGACGGGCUGGCGGGGAAAUCGUGAUCCUCCACCCACCACUGUGUAGUUGGGCCACUUUGGUGGCCACUGCUUAGUUAGUUGCUCGCAAGUUAAUUUAUUUGUACUCUCUUUUUUUUUCAAACGUUUACGCCUGGUGUUUCGUUGCCCAUGACGACCAGGGGUGAGUCAUAGACAAGGGUGAUAAGAUGAAAUGCGAAGUAAUUAAUUAUUUAUGUCACGUCCCUGCUGAACUAGAUCGUUUUACAUAUGUAUAGGCUUUCAUCUUAAUUGUUCUGCCUUAAUACUUUUAGUUGUUAUUAUUGCUCUAGAUGUCCAAUAGGUUCCAUUGACCACCGCGCUUAUCCCAAGAGCAUGAUAUGGGUAACUUCUGGGCUCACAUGUCCACAUGGCAGGACUUAAAAGCAGGAGGGAAACUUGCGUAGAUAGCCAUGGAGAGCCAAAGGGAGAUGGGUGUAGAUUGCAUAGGCCACCAUUAGCUAUCCAGAUCCCACCAAAUGUAUAAGCUAUAGCCCCUUUAUUAUCCAUGCGAAACGUUCCAAAAACCAAGCUCUGAGCUCCACUAGCAAGCCGUUAGCUGUCAGCCGAGCAAAAUAUAUUGUGUUAAUUAUAUCUUAAUCGCCAGUGUAA